AUGGAGCGUGCAGCAGCUCUAGGUCCCAAGCCAGAAGUCCCAUCUCAGGCCCUUGAGAAUGUUCUACCACUGGCUAAAGACUGGCUGCCAGGAGUCCCUGGAGAUGCCCCAGCCUGGGCUACCAGUCUUAAUACAGAGCUUCCCUCAGAUCUAGAGCUGAGUGAGGAGCUGCGGCUACAGAUCUCCAAGGAGCUGGUCGACCUGCAGAUCACAACCCAUCGUCUGCAAGAGCAGCACGAAGCUGAAAUUUUUGAGCUGAAGAAUGAGGUCCUGCGGCUGGAGAGCCGGGUGCUGGAGCUGGAGCUGCAUGGAGACCAUGCAGCCCCAGCACAGACUGGUCCAGGGCACCUCCAGGCAUUUGCACAGAAGCUUGAUCAGAAGGCCAAGGGACAGGGAGAUGGCAACCACCACAUCCUCCAGGCAAAGCCUGAGGACUUCCGGACCCCUGAGAAUGAGCUGCAGAAGCUGGGAAAUGGCCUGCAAGAAGUGAAGUGGGUGCUGGAGCAGCACAGAACCAGGCAGCAAGCACUGGAGAUGCGUGUGUCAGCCCUGGGCCAGCAGCUGCAGGGAGCCCAAGAGGAGGCCAGGACAGCUGGGCAGCGACUGGCUGCACAAGCUGUGGUGCUGUCCACCUGCCAGGGCCAGCUCCGCCAGACUGAAGCCGAGAAUGCCCGGCUGCAGCUGCAACUCAAAAAGCUGAAUGAGGAGUACACUGUCCGGCUGCAGUGCUGUGCCCGAGCCCUGGUGGAGUAUGCAGAUGGUGCGAGCCAGGCACCUACAGCUGGAGGAGCCCUUCGGACGUUCCUGGAGACCACCCUGGAAGACAUCCGAGCAGCACACCACAGCCGUGAGCGACAGCUGGCCCGGGCUGCUCGCACCUACCGCAAGCGCCUGGCAGAUCUGAGCAGAAGGCAUGAGGAGCUGCUAGGUGCCCACAGGGCACCUGGGAUCCACAAGGCUACUUCUGAUGCAGUCACCUCAGACCUGGAGCCACUGCCCCUGCACCUGGUGACUGAGCUUGGCCACCUUCAGAAGGAUCAGGGAGGGCUCAGGGUGCUGCUCUUGUUCCCACAGAACGGACCUGACGAAGCCUCCCCAGGGAGCACAUCAGAGCCACAGAGCCUGGAAGCUGCAUCCUGGUCACAGAUCUACCAAAAGCUCCAGAACUUCUACCGUGGCACCCAGGCAGAGCUGGAAUGGGAGCGGGCACAACUACUAGUCCGAGCCACAAAGGCUGAGGAGCAACUUUCUGAGCUUCAGGAGUAUGUGGACCAGCACUUAGGCAGGUACAAGAAGGAGAUCCUAAGGCUAAGGAAGCUGUUGGGUUCAGGAGACACCCAGGAAGUGGGGGCCAUGCCUCCAGCCAAGCAUCAGCGCCCAAGGACCCGCAGCCACUAGCCAGUCAUCAGAUAAACUUGGAGCACAACUCUUCCCAGCCCGCAUGGAAUCCUCUAGGGAAUCAUUUGACCCAACCCUCCACACAAUAAAAGUCAGGGUGGAGCCCAUUGAGUCUUUAU
This is a messenger RNA of Pteronotus mesoamericanus, 1517 nucleotides long. It is a transcript of the gene CCDC78, whose product is annotated as coiled-coil domain containing 78. The coding region runs from base 1 to 1398 and encodes 465 amino acids. NCBI's taxonomy places the organism in Eukaryota, Metazoa, Chordata, Mammalia, Chiroptera, Mormoopidae. The record is from RefSeq and is a predicted model, not a curated record. Gene Ontology annotation, cellular component: cytoplasm. The transcript has 14 exons.